AACAACUCACUGGUCAGCAGCUGCAGUGAAUUGUCUAUCGCGUCUCAGCAACAGCUGAAAGACUUUGGUGACCCGAGGAGGACUGAAGACCGAAGACCUAGCCGCAAAUUCAUACGGAUAGUUGUCUGUUUUUUGGAUAUGUCCUGAUUGUGUUCUAAAAUGCUGAGCAAAAAGGCACCAGGGUCCGGGAUGUUAACUGUAGCCGCAGGCAUAGACCGAGGACGCGUCGGAGAGCGGCUACAUGCGGCUCUAGCCGGGCUUCAAGAAUUGCAUUUUCUCAAGGAGAAACAAGCCGACAUGGUUCACUGGGCGCUUCGCAUGGAUCGAGAGGAAUCGACGGGUCCUUGUCAGUCGAACACGAAUCCGAACCCAGUUUAUGCUGAAGAACAACGAUUAGAAGCGACGUUGACAGCGCUUAAACAACAACUGACACGACUGCGGAGGCAGGAUGUGGGUCUGAAGACUCACCUGCAACAGCUGGACCAGCAGAUCAGUGAGCUGAAACUGGACGUCUGCAAAGCCUCCACGGAGCACCUUGAGAGCGACAGUCGUCCCAGCUCAGGCUUUUAUGAGCUCAGUGAUGGAGGCUCAGGGUCUCUCUCCAACUCCUGCACAUCUGUGUACAGUGCUUGUCUGUCGUCGUCCUCGCAGUCCAACCUCCAGGCCUUCUACACUCCUAACCCUGCCGUGAAUGAGGCGUCUCGUCGCCGGUCAGCUGACGAGCCCAUGGCCCAUCCUGACCCACCAAGAGGCACAGGCAUCCGCCUGGGCAGCAGUCGGCUUCGUACGGGCAUGCCCGGCUCCGAGCGCGGCAGGCAAAGACCUGUGUCCACAGGUGACCUUGAGAGGAUGAUGACUCCAGGAGUGGGAUACGGCAAAUCUGCCGACGUCAGGACCUCACCUCUGUCCAGCAAUCUGCGCAACGUGAACGCGGACGUCAGAUACCAGAGCAGCUUGGUCUCCCGCGGCGGCACAGAGGUCUACCGCUACCCGAGUCCGCUACACGCGGUUGCCCUCCAAAGCCCCAUCUUCUAUCUCAGCGCCAAUCCGCCCGCCUCGCUGCCAACGGAAAACCACGAGCCACAGGAAGGCGCGGCGGCUUUCAGCUCGGCCGACCCUGAGGUCGUCGGUGCAAAGCCUGAGACGGCACAAGUCAGACCAGUUGGCUACAUCAACAAGAUCCUUCAGCGUAGCACAAGUAAACUCAACAUUCUGAAUGAGAACGCACCUGUCAUGGAGCCAUUGUCCAGCGGCACCCCGCACUCUCUAGUGGCCAGUGCCCAGGAUAUGGAGAGGGGCCAACUUGGCAAGAUGCACACUCCCAUUUUCUUUCAAGAGAGCACCAUGCUGUCAAAUAACUACCUUGGUGGAAAUGAGAACCCAAAGAUGUAUUAUCAUCACAGUCAAGGGAAUUGUGUAACUUCUAGUGCAGGCGUAAAUAGCAACAAAAAAGAACCAGCAGAGAUUUCCCACUCUAACCACACAAGCACCUCAAGGGAAUUAAAAUCAAGCAAGACGGUUUCAAAUGUAGAAGUUGUUGGAUCUUUAACUAGAGAUGGCCCCAAUGGGAACCCCUGUGAACGUAACGGCCAAGAGACAAGGAAGCGCUCGAGUUCUAAGCCACCAGAGAGGAGACCCAAGGUUGCCACAGCCUCUGAAGACACCCGUGCGGUUCCCUCUGAGUUUGUGCACGCUCAGUUUGUCCCAGCUGGGACUCAGCAUGUCAAGAUCCAGCAGGCAGACAAAAAGACAAAGGCAGUGCGCUUGCGAAAACGGAGUUGUGACAAGCCGAGAGGGUCUAAGCACCUCCAGAAGCAUUCCUCCAGGGAGCGCGAGAGGGAGGCGUCCGCCAAACUACGCGUGGAGAGGAACUCCAAGUCAUCCGCCGUAGAAAAGGGGCUCGCAAUGCGCUCAGCGUCCGAGUUCAGCAUCCCUAGACACCCGUGUCUUUGUUGCUCGAGUUGUUCGUCUCUGGCUUCAACCAACCAGGCCAUGAAAUGUGGCAAAGCCUGCCGCCCCUACCAGCCCAGCUUGGAGCACCUCGGCCACGACCAAGGAGGAGGAAGACGCAGGCCGUGUCCUCAGAAGUACCUGUCCGCCUCAGAGGCCCGCUUGUCCCAGCCCACCUCCCAUAGCCACAGGCCCCGAGAGGUUCUGAUCCACAGCCCUGGCCGAAGGUCAGGGGUGAGACCGCAGUCUGGACACUGGGGUGGUGUUGCUUCUGCUGCUGCUGCUGCUGCUGCUGCUUCUACACACCGUCCGUCCCUCAGGCCCUCGGUCUCCGUCGCUUCCUACUUCAAUCAGAUGGACGCUAGAUACCCUCCUGCCCCCCGCAGAGGCCCCAGCGGCGGCCGCUACCCUCCGAGGUGCGAGUCGGAGGUGUCGGAGUACUCGGCGGAGUGCGCGUCCCUGUUCCACUCCACCAUCGCCGAGAGCAGCGAGGGCGAGGUCAGCGACUACACCACCAACCGCUUCGGAGACAGCGAGUCCAGCCAGGGGAGCCAGUCGAACUCCGAGUCGGACAGUAGCCUCUCCCUGGACGAGGACGAGCUGGAGGAAGAGGAGGGGGAGGGGGAGGAAGGCGGACUGGUGUGGGCAGAAGCAGCACUUGGGCCUACAGCCGCUGGGCUUCCCCUACCCCAGGCUGAGCCUUCGGCCUGCCGCAUCAAAGCCUCUCGUGCCCUGAAGAAGAAAAUCCGAAGGUUCCAACCUGCCUCCCUUAAGGUUAUGACUCUUGUGUAACAACUCCACUGAGAUGUGUGUGAUAGUAGAAGCUUUUUCCUGUUUCAUCAAUGUCGAAGUAAAUGCAAAUGUAAAAAAAAUCUUUAACAAAAUGUAAAACUAUUAUAAUUGUAUCCUCUUGGGGGGGACUCGGUGAGUAGUAUUGUCAAAGACUCUUACUGUGCUUUGUAAAAUCAUGUCUUUGUAAAUGCUGCUUUGAAUUACAUGAACACUGCUUUGUGAUACGUGAAUUAGCAUCAGAAUCCAUUUCAAAAUAAAA
Molecule: messenger RNA, 3001 nt
Organism: Sardina pilchardus (European sardine)
Lineage: Eukaryota; Metazoa; Chordata; Actinopteri; Clupeiformes; Clupeidae
Gene: dact2
Product: dishevelled-binding antagonist of beta-catenin 2
Exons: 4
Coding region: 160-2742 (860 amino acids)
Biological process (GO): negative regulation of nodal signaling pathway
Cellular component (GO): cytoplasm
Source: RefSeq, a predicted model, not a curated record